AUGGCCCUAGUCCAAGCUGCGUGCUCAGAGACACACUCUUCCGUUCAGAAGCUUGACACGACUGUAACGGCGACUGGGCCGGCUCUGCAACCACCCGCUGCCGCCCCAAUCCCACUUCCACUUCGAGGGUUACUGGCUCCGCGCAGUCGACCAUUUUCGCCCGUUCGAAAUGGGGAUGAAAACGAAAAAUCCAUCCAAAAGCGCGCGCGUCUAAAUGGAAUAUUUUAUGGAAUAUCUUUAUUGAUAUACUUCGGCCCAGAGAACCUUGCCCUGCUCGGAGCCUACUCGAGUCUGUGCGACCGCCCCGUUUCCCUUGGCGCAAAGCUAGACUACUAG
This is a messenger RNA of Penicillium verhagenii, 336 nucleotides long. RefSeq lists its product as uncharacterized. Lineage: Eukaryota; Fungi; Ascomycota; Eurotiomycetes; Eurotiales; Aspergillaceae. The transcript is spliced from 2 exons. The record is from RefSeq and is a predicted model, not a curated record. The coding region runs from base 1 to 336 and encodes 111 amino acids.